Molecule: messenger RNA, 699 nt
Organism: Symbiodinium sp. CCMP2592
Lineage: Eukaryota; Dinophyceae; Suessiales; Symbiodiniaceae
Source: the annotation of a GenBank genome assembly
AUGGGCUGCUGCUGUUGUUGUGGCUCCAGUGCUCCACGGGUGCUGCCCGAAGAGAAAUCGGAGCAAAGCGAGGCAGAUCUGUUUGCAGAGUUGUUGAAGGAGGAGCUUGGCCCAGGCAACAAGCACGGAUGGCAAAUAAAGAGUGACUGGCCAAAGAGCUACGACAAGAAGCAGUUCAUGAUGCGCGUGUCCUUGCGAGAUCACCAUGAAACAGGCAAUCCGAACAAGCUCCUCCGCGGCGAUGGCAAGUACAAGGGCGUGACGCCGGAGGAUUUCUUAGGCUUCCUUCUGAAGCCGGAUUUGCCCGGGUUGAAGGAGUGGGUCGAUGUCGAGACCCUGCCGGAUGGCUUCAUCAAGUACUGCCGCGUGAAGGCUCCCUGCUUGGCAGCCCGCGACCAUUGCUGGAAGUACACCAUCGACCGGCGAGAGGAUGGUAGCAUCUUCGUCUGCAUUCGGACGACGACGCAUCCAAAGUGCCCGGAGAAGCCGGGCGUCAUCCGCGCAUACUACUACAACAGCUCCGUCUUCAAGAUGAGUGACACUGAGGAGGGCGUGAUGGAAAUGACGGAGUUCAUCUUCCAGGAUCUCGGAGGGGGCUUACCUCCGUCGCUGAUGAACGCCGCCCUCCCGAAGGGCACUCUAGAAGCCAACAAGAAGGAGAUGAAGGUCCUCUUGGAGAAGAAGAAGGGCUCCGAAUAG